GAGAUAGCGAUGAGUAACCGAGAGGCGGUGGUUCUGAGCGUGGGAGGUGUGAGAUUUGUAACCCGGGCUUCUACCUUGCAGCAGUUCCCCGAGUCCAGGCUAGCACGGAUGUUGAACGAUGACGACCGGGAAUUUAAACGGGUGAACGGAGAGUUUUUUGUGGACAGAGAUGGCACUUUGUUUAGUUACAUCGUGGACUUCUUGAGGACGCUCCAGGUCUCCUUACCUCCUGAUUUUUCAGACUAUCAGAGGCUGCAGAGAGAAGCAGAAUUCUAUGGGCUCUACCAGCUGGCUGAGCUCCUGAGCCAGGAGCACUUGCUGAGGCCGGGGCUGGAGAUCUUAGAGGUGCGUUUUUCUCUCCAAGAGACGCAGGCCUUUUUCCGGAUCUUUGGUUCCUGCAGCGCCACCGUUGAGGCACUAGCUGGACAGAUCACCGUGUUCACAGGGCAGCAGUUGGGACAGGGCUGGAACAGCCCUUUUCCUUCUCAGAAACCACUCGUUCCACUUCCUUUGGAAAGACCUUCUCAUCACGACGUGGUUUUUCAGUGUGGUACUGACUACUCUGCCGGUGACCAGUUUGUGGCCAGGUAUGUUUCCAUAAAGCCCGAUAAUAGAAAGCUGAUUAAUGGUACUAAUGUGCUAGGCCUGCUGCUUGACACUUUACUCAAAGAUGGAUUUCACCUCAUAAGCACCAGGACGGUCUCCAGUGAAGAAAAAGUUGAAUGCUACAGCUUUGAAAGGACGAAGAGGCCGGGGAGCCUUACAGUCACCGUGAACCAAACCCCGGGGAGCUGCGCGGCAGCAGAGGCAAAGAGAAGCCAAGUGCAGAAAGGGAAAUAAAGGCUUUGCCUUUCGUCUUCUGAAGGUGGGAGAGGGGUGUGCCAGCGCUAGUGGCCUUUUUCUGUUGGCUUCUUUGAAACUGCAACUAUUGAGGGAAGUAACAAACAAACAUUUUUUUUUUUUUCUUUUUUUUUUGUCAAGCGUUCGGAAAAAAAAAAAAUAAAAAAAAAUUGUGCUUUCCUGCCUUUUAGCACUCCACCCUCUUCCAUUCUAAAUAAAAGAACCACAGAUUCAAUGCUGGUUUUGUGGACCAGAUUCCAGCAUUUCCAAGGGUUGUUUUUAUUUUUCUCGGUGGCUAAAAUUUAUAUUCGGACUUCACAAAAGAAUCACCCAGUCCUUCCAGAAAAUCGUUUUUGGGUCCUGUGCUAAUUUGCAAGUAGGUUUUAAGCACAUGGCAAUACCUGGAGAAAUAGUUUGGAGAAGUGGCUGGAGGAGGAACGCAAACCUCAACGACUGAGCGUUGCUUCUGCUUCCAAGAGAGACGCGCACAUUGAUUCUCUCGCAAUUAGCUGAAAGCAACGUCACGGAAACAUCCCCCGUGACAUCGCUGCGUGGCUCCGGACGUGAGACAGUGGCUUUGUGAAGCCACCACUCGUGUCCGUGAAAUAAUGUGUUGCUGUCCCUUGCAGAAUACUCCUCUGCCCUCUCCUCGCCGCUCCGGGGGCGUUAAGCUGCUCUUCAGUGCUGAGAAUUAAAUGCUGAAGGUCUUUGUGAACAAAGGGUGGGUUAGUUUGUAGAGCUUUAACUAUGAAACCAGUGCAGAUGGUUGGAAGAGUUAAUACAUUUUUCAGUGAAAUAGGACAAAGGGUCUCUUCACGCUCGUGGAGUGCAAAGCAAUAUUUAGGAGGAAGGCUUGGCAAAAAUGGGCUUUAAAAACCUUGGGGAUGUUCGCCCUGUACCGUGCUUUGUAAAGAUGCCAAAAUCAGCUCAGGUACCAGGAGAGGUGAGUUAACGAGGCCUUAUAAAUUCAGAAUCUUUUGUCCUCCCUUCAAGGCAGGGAAAGAAGAUGGCAGUAACUUCAGGGAUUCAUUAUCUGACUUUCCUUGCUGAUAAAACACCGUCUUUCCAAAGCUACAAACAGCCAAGUGGAGCCCGUUUGGGCUUUCUUGGCUGACUAAUUAGAUCUGGCUUUGGAUUAGCUUCAAAAUGUGGAUUUAUUCCUUUAUUUGCAGCACUUAAAAAUGGGAGUGGGUGGUAGGAAUCGCCCUUCUCUUUCUUGCCCUUCGAAGUUUCGAUGAAAUGGAUCUUCCCAGACCGGUGGUGCCGCUCCCAGACAUCUCUUUUGCUUCGACUUUACUGCGCUUUAGCUUGACACAAGUUCAGGAUUUCCGUAGCAACAACGAGACCCUCUCUGCUUGUUCUGGAGCUUCCUGGGUUGAGAAUAACGCGGAUGUGGCACGACGUCUCCUAAACUGCUUAUGGGUUGUGUAACGUAAGGAAUGUUGAGGAGUGGAUGCUUUCAGUUCAAAUGGGAUUUUUUUUUUUUUUUUUUUCUGUGUCUGGAAUGUCCUCGUGCUCAGAUUUGUCUUGAUACUAAGCCAUUUUUUACAGUGAGAACCAGCAUUGACUGGAACCAUGUCCUCAGGGCUGUGGUCGAGUCCUCAUCACCGGAGGUUUUCCGGGGUGCGAGAUGAUCUCGCCUGGGCUCCCUUCCCCACCAAAGGUUGGACCGAUGAUCUUUCGAGGUCCCUUCCAGCCCGGGCUGUCCUGUGAAGUUCACGUCCUGACUUCCCAGAAAUGUUCCCCGUUCCUGCGAUCGGGAUAGGGCUGAAACCAGUGAGCAUGGAGUGAGUCGCUGACUGCCUGCGCGUAUUGUUGGGGAGGAGGCUUGCCAAUAAUAGCGAGAAACGCCAGACAAUGAGUGACAGCUUUUUACAGGGAAAGGAUAAGAAAUGGACUCGAGGCUGGAUUUAAACAUCACGCCUUCAAUGACUGCUGAUGGCGGCAGCGUAAACUGAGUGAGACUAGUUUCAGAAGCCCUUGUAGUAACAAAAUUAAGCUGCUUCACCCACCACA
Molecule: messenger RNA, 2856 nt
Organism: Tyto alba (common barn owl)
Lineage: Eukaryota; Metazoa; Chordata; Aves; Strigiformes; Tytonidae
Gene: KCNRG
Product: potassium channel regulator
Exons: 2
Coding region: 10-840 (276 amino acids)
Biological process (GO): negative regulation of delayed rectifier potassium channel activity; protein homooligomerization
Cellular component (GO): endoplasmic reticulum
Molecular function (GO): protein binding
Source: RefSeq, a predicted model, not a curated record